Molecule: messenger RNA, 1311 nt
Organism: Penicillium arizonense
Lineage: Eukaryota; Fungi; Ascomycota; Eurotiomycetes; Eurotiales; Aspergillaceae
Product: nucleic acid/nucleotide deaminase domain-containing protein
Exons: 1
Source: RefSeq, a predicted model, not a curated record
AUGUGCUCCUCUCGGAUUGCUUGUCGAUUACGCCUUACUGGGAAGAAAUGGAGAGAGUCUAAAGCCUCCAUCAAAGAUAUUCUGCGAAAGGCGACGGAAGGCACUCAGCAAAUAAAUCCGCAGAAGCUCCGCCAGUCUUACCUAGAAGACAGCUUGUCGUUAUUCCACGAGGAGUCCAAAAGGGUUAUCCAAUCCGUCAACGAGUGGUCUAAUUAUCGCGUCCCCUCACGUCUUCAUGACAUCGUGGAGAAGAUAUACCAAUUAAACAAUGUGCAAGGCUUGCAGCAACUCCUUCUUUUGAUUCCCACCGGUUCCAAAAGGGUAAUCAAUGAAUCAACUUUCGCAGCUACUGUACUCAACAUAAUUCGAAAGAUAUCCCGAUAUAAAGAAGCCGCUCGAGUGCUUUAUCGCACUGCGAAGAAGUUCCCUUUUGUCCGAAACAUUGAGAUUCAUCUGGUGACUCUUCCUCAAGAGGCUUUCGAUAAAUUUCACAACCCCGCAUACUCGCCCAGUCUCUCAGCCGUGCUAUGCCGUUUAGGGAAAAUCAAUGGCAAAGACUAUACCAUCUCCCAGUUUUCCCGAUUCAUAAAUGGUGGCAAGAUCAAGAAUCCGAGCGACCAAUUUUGCGAGCAAACGACUAGAAUUCUUCGGGAAGCCAAGAUCCAUGCAGAGGUCCAGCUUAUAGCCCACUGCGAAACCCAGUCGGCUCCGUUGUUCCCACGGGUCAUUGGAUCCAGCAAGGAUGCCUGCUUUCUAUGCCAUGCAUUGAUCCAUAGCCAUGGCAAGAUGCACACAUCACGCACGCAUGGGAGAUUGUACCCCAAUUGGCGACUACCAAUAGCUUCGUCGUUCAAGUACCUGGAGCACCGAUUCAAUGACUUCCUACUGAACUAUGCUCGAGAGACCAUCAAGGCUCGAGAAAAAGGUCAAACGAGAGUCCAUCCGUGCCCGAAUGAAAGCACGUUACUUCCUAUGUUAGCCUCCAUGUCGACAAUAAGUGCUGUACAAUGUCCUAUCGCUAUUACCACGGAGAGAACGGCGUCAGUUCCUGGUUUCGCUCCAGACUUCGAGAUUAUGAAACCCGCUCUCUCAAAUACAGUUUCAACGAACAGGCAGAGUCCGUCCGUGAAUAUUAAGCUAUCUAGUACCUGUUCUCUUGUUCUCAGUGACCCAUUCGCUGGAAAUAUCAACCUAUUCAAUUCGCCUACGCUCUUUUUCGCUGACCGCUUGCAUAUAUACUUCGAGACAAAGGAGAGUUCGGCGUUUGAAUACGCAUCUCAGUUUCCUGUGUACUCCAUUGAACAAAUCACU